Papaver somniferum (opium poppy) is the source of this 1194-nucleotide messenger RNA. Its product is annotated as subtilisin-like protease SBT5.4. Lineage: Eukaryota; Viridiplantae; Streptophyta; Magnoliopsida; Ranunculales; Papaveraceae. Bases 1 to 1194 code for a protein of 397 amino acids. Gene Ontology annotation, biological process: proteolysis. The record is from RefSeq and is a predicted model, not a curated record. Gene Ontology annotation, molecular function: serine-type endopeptidase activity. The transcript has 5 exons.
AUGCAUGUUGUUGUUUUGGAGCUUCCGUUUUUCAAUCGUUCAACACCAACAAAGGGAUUUGCUUAUUUGGUUCGCUUGAUAAAACAGAUCAGCUUUUGCUUCGGCAACACUCUUGAUUCCAAUUUGAUCAAACGGAAGAUAGUCGUAUGUACGGCCUCACAACAUGAAUCUAGUUUCGACAAGAGCAUUGUUGUCAGAGAUGGUGGCGGUAUUGGAAUCAUUCUUACUGAUCAAAUUUCUGGAAAUGAAGAUGUUGGCUACGAACAUGUCAUUCCAACUACUAUUCUUGACCCAAAACAAGUAGAAACUCUUCAAGACUACUUUAUCCUAAAUAACCAAUUGAAGCCAACUGCAAGAGGAUGCUCAGCAACAAUAAAAAUUGGCGCCACAAUUCAAGCACCAAAGAUGGCCGUGUUCUCCUCCAGAGGUCCAAAUCCUAUCGCCCCAGACAUUAUCAAACCUGAUAUUACAGCGCCUGAUGUGAACAUAUUGGCUGCAUGGCCUCCAGCAUCUGGAGAAGGAGUAGGCUAUUAUAAGUUUGAAUCAGGAACAUCCAUGUCAUGCCCACAUGUUUCUGCGGUUGCUGCUAUUAUAAAGAGUUACCAUCCUACUUGGAGUCCAGAAGCUAUAAAGUCAGCCAUAAUGACAACAGCUACUGAGAUGGAUAAUACUAAGAGACCCAUGGUGCGAAAUCUGCAUGGUUCUUCAACGACACCACUUGACUAUGGAUCCGGACAUAUCAAUCCUGCAGCAGCAUUAGAUCCUGGGCUGGUAUACGAUUAUAAUACAACUGACAUGAUCAACUUCUUAUGCAAUAGUAUUGAUGUCAACCUGACAAUAUUUCCAAGUUUGGUGACUUGUCCAAACCCACCAAUUCCAAAUUAUGAUAUAAACUAUCCUUCAAUUGGUGUAUCUGAACUGAAUGGACAUGUAUUAGUUAGACGGACAGUCACGUACUGCGGACAAGGGCCAACAGUUUUUAAAGAAAAUUUAUUGGCACCAGCCGGAGUGACAAUCACACUGAAACCAAAAGAACUGGAGUUCAAAAAAGCUGGUGAGCAUAAGUCCUUCGAUGUUAAUUUUGUGCCUGACAAGACUAGUUUUGGAGGCGUAGUGUUUGGUUCCCUAACUUGGAGCAAUGGAAAAUACAACGUUAGAAGUCCCAUUCUCGUGGGCGUAAUCAAGAUGCAGUAA